Molecule: messenger RNA, 2660 nt
Organism: Syngnathus acus (greater pipefish)
Lineage: Eukaryota; Metazoa; Chordata; Actinopteri; Syngnathiformes; Syngnathidae
Gene: abcd3a
Product: ATP-binding cassette, sub-family D (ALD), member 3a
Exons: 23
Coding region: 239-2215 (658 amino acids)
Biological process (GO): fatty acid beta-oxidation; very long-chain fatty acid catabolic process; long-chain fatty acid import into peroxisome
Cellular component (GO): peroxisome; peroxisomal membrane
Molecular function (GO): long-chain fatty acid transmembrane transporter activity; ABC-type transporter activity; ATP hydrolysis activity
Source: RefSeq, a predicted model, not a curated record
CUUAAGUACCACGUGACAUAUUUUCCCAACUUCUUUCGCUCUCCUGAAUUUGGCUGACUAGUACUAAAGGAGGUUGAGGAAAUGUCAAGUGAAAGUCUAUGAAAUUCGAAGUACCACCAGAAUUUGAGACGUGAAGCCCUUUGCGUCGAAUUUGAUUAUCUUCUUUACCGACGCACGCAGCAUCUCUGUGGCAAAGAGACAGACCAACCGACACAGAUCCGACCCUUGUGCUGAAACAAUGGCGGCUUUUAGUAAAUAUGUCACACCGAAGAAUUCCUCCAUAGCAGGUGGCAUUUUACUGAUGUUAUAUUUGCUGAAAAAUAGAAGACGAAAGCCAAAGCAGGAGUGUCCAAAGCAACGAUCAGAUUUGGUGCCAAACUUGGAGAAGGAUGGCAAAAAAGACCGUGCGGCAGUUGACAGAAUUUUCUUUCUUCGAAUUAUGCGGAUAUUGCGGAUCAUGGUGCCUCAGGUUUUUUGCAUGGAGACUGGAUACCUGAUCCUAAUUGCUCUGAUGUUGGUGGCAAGGACCUACUGUGAUGUAUGGAUGAUUCAGAAUGGGACCAUGAUUGAAAGUGCAAUCAUUGGCCGCUCAAGAAGCGAUUUCAAGACCUUCUUGUUCAGCUUUAUCCGAUUCAUGCCACUCAUAGCCUUGGUGAACAACUUCCUCAAGUUGGGGCUGAAUGAGCUCAAACUGAGGUUUCGAGAACGCCUUACAAAGCACCUGUAUGACCAGUAUCUACAGGGCUUCACCUACUACAAAAUGGGCAACUUGGACAACCGGAUUGCCAAUGCAGACCAGUUGCUGACUCAAGAUGUGGAAAAAUUCUGCAACAGUGUGGUGGAGCUGUAUUCCAACCUCAGCAAGCCUUUGCUGGAUAUCGGUUUAUACAUCUUCAAGUUGACCACUGCCAUCGGGGCUCAGGGCCCUGCCGUGAUGAUGUCAUACCUGCUCAUCUCAGGUUUGCUGCUGACCAGAUUGAGGAGACCCAUCGGCAAAAUGACUGUCACGGAGCAGCGCUAUGAAGGAGAGUACCGCUAUGUAAACUCUCGCCUCAUCACCAACAGUGAGGAGAUUGCAUUCUACAAUGGAAACCUGAGAGAAAAACAGACCAUUCACUCUACGUUUAAGAAACUUGUUGACCAUCUACAUAACUUCAUCUUCUUCCGUUUCACAAUGGGAUUUGUGGACAGCAUAAUUGCCAAAUACAUCGCCACUGUUGUGGGCUACCUGGUGGUUAGCAGGCCAUUCUUAAACCUCUCCCACCCGCGACAUCAGCACAGCAGACAGUCUGAGCUACUGGAGGAUUAUUACCAGAGUGGGAGGAUGCUCCUUCGCAUGUCCCAGGCGCUCGGCAGAAUUGUUCUCGCCGGUCGAGAAAUGACUCGGCUCUCGGGCUUCACAACUCGUAUCACUGAACUGAUCAAAGUCUUGAAGGAUUUAAAUUCUGGCAAAUAUGAACGCACCAUGGUCUCCCAACAGAGGGAGUCGGACACAACAGAAAGCCUGACACUCGUGCCUGGAAGAGGUCAAAUUAUCAACAGAGAUAACAUCAUCAAAUUUGACCAUACGCCUUUAGCGACGCCAAAUGGAGACAUUCUGAUCAGAGACCUUACAUUUGAGGUGAGUUCUGGAACCAAUGUUCUGGUGUGUGGACCAAAUGGUUGUGGCAAGAGCUCGCUGUUCAGAGUCCUUGGCGAGCUUUGGCCACUCUUUGGUGGACAGCUGACCAAACCAGAGAGAGGGAAGCUCUUCUAUGUUCCACAGAGACCCUAUAUGACCCUUGGUUCUCUGCGAGACCAAGUCAUUUACCCGGACACCAUUGAAGAACAAAGGAAGAAAGGAAUAUCUGAUCAGGUAUUGAAGGAGUACUUGGAUAAUGUUCAGCUGGGCCACAUCCUUAACAGGGAGGGCAGUUGGGACACAGUGCAGGACUGGAUGGAUGUUUUGAGUGGAGGAGAAAAGCAGAGGAUGGCUAUGGCCCGACUGUUCUAUCACAAACCCCAAUUUGCUAUUCUGGAUGAGUGCACCAGUGCAGUGAGUGUUGAUGUGGAACACUAUAUCUACAGCCACUGCAGGAUGGUGGGCAUUACUUUGUUCACAGUGUCUCACAGAAAGUCUCUUUGGAAGCAUCAUGAAUAUUACCUGCACAUGGAUGGCAGAGGAAGCUACGAAUUCAAACCCAUCACAGAGGAAACUGUGGAGUUUGGCUCCUAAUUGGUUACUCCAGUCCUCACUGAAAUGCACUUGUCUGCUAAUCCAGUCCAAGCUUUGCACAGAAAACGGUGCCUAUACUAGAAUAUGAGGUCAUGGUAUUGUAAGGCGUGGCUUUGGUUUGGUUCGGUUCUUGGGACCUCUAAUUGUUCAUUUGUUCUAUGUAAUAAUCUCAUGAAGCAGACUAACAACGGUUGGCAUCAUGUUUUAUAGUGAAGAAUGUCCAGGGCAGGGCAGGGCACAGAAACCCAUUGAGUUUCAGAGGAAAGUAAUUGUUCCAGCAGUUUCAGUUACCGUCCAUGCCCAAAAAAUGUCUCUUGAUAUGUUUUAUACUGUGAUGGCCUUAUUAUGAUUGAGAAGUCGUGUGUCCAUGUUGGCCACUCAACCCUGAGUCAGCUGAGAUGUUAAAGCAAGAGGAACAGAAUUAAAGAGACGGACGGUAAAGUGA